Messenger RNA from Schizophyllum commune H4-8, 1947 nucleotides. RefSeq names its product glycoside hydrolase family 5 protein. NCBI's taxonomy places the organism in Eukaryota, Fungi, Basidiomycota, Agaricomycetes, Agaricales, Schizophyllaceae. Gene Ontology annotation, molecular function: hydrolase activity, hydrolyzing O-glycosyl compounds. The record is from RefSeq and is a predicted model, not a curated record. The coding region runs from base 298 to 1785 and encodes 495 amino acids. The transcript is spliced from 10 exons.
CGACGCCGACGUCGACCUUCGCCAGUUCUUCUGCGAUAUACACGCCCCGAAAGGCUCGAGAUCUUGAACAACAGAUGACCCUACAAUGGGUCCGCUGAUUUCCAAACUGUAUGCAUUCCGCGAUAUUGGACCCGAACUUCCUGCGCUCGCUGGCGACGGACUUACUUCCUUGCCUUCUCGGUGCCUAUGGUCUUCAAAGACCGCAUUCUCCUCGGAUUUUGCAUCCAUAUUCCCGAGGGAGCCUUAUAUAUGGUUUGUUGACAGAACUGGGCCUACCUCAACUGCGUUCCCUUCACGAUGGUGAAAGCCCUUCUGUUCGUUGCUCUGGCGCGAGCCGCGCUCACUGUGCAUGCCGCCACCGUUGCCUCCCAGCCCUCCGUGACUAUGCUAGGCAUCGGCGGAUCCGGCGCCUGGUGGCCCAACGACGUCUACAAGUUCCCCGACUCCGCGCGCACCAACCUCUCCAACCUUCUUUUCUCUGACUCCGGUCUCGGCCUCACAAGCUACCGGUACAACGUCGGCGGUGGUGGAGUGAACGUCUCGAACCCCGUCCGCGCGCCAGAGACCUUCUACGUUUCCAACGGCACGUACAACUGGGACGCGGACGCCGCUGGGCGCUACUUCCUCUACGCGGCACAGGAAGUCGGAGGCGAUGACCUCGAGAUCACGAUGUUUGCGAACAGCGCGCCGGCGGCGAUGACGAAGGGGCAUGCUUCGUGCAACACCGGCUAUGCGGAUGGAACUGGCGACUGGUACGGCGGAUUCCUCGCGGAUGUCAUUCAGCACUUCCUCGUCGACGAGGGCGUCUCCAAAAUCAAGUAUGUUUCCCCCAUGAACGAGCCGGACAGCACCUUCGGCCCGUCUCCUUGCGGGCAGGAAGGCAUGCAGGUGACGCAGUAUCAACGGGCCGAGCUCAUCAGGGGCCUAUUCAACGCGCUGUCGAGCCACGGCCUAACGGACCGAGUGGGGAUCCUCGCCGAUGAGGCGAACACUCUGGACAGGGCCACAAGCGAGUACAAUGACUGGUUACCCCAGGUCAUUGACCAAGUUGCGGCCAUCGUCCACCACACAUACGACUUCCCUUCGGACUCGGCGUAUGCUUCAUAUGCUUCCACGGUCAAGCAGCGUUACCCCGGAAAGGCGGCAUGGCAAAGCGAGGUCUGCUGCUCACUUGGCUCGGCGGAUGGUUCUGGACGUGGCUGGUCGGGCGGUUAUGACCCAACAAUUGCGAACGCUUUGAUGUGGUCGGGGAUGCUAUACCAAAGCAUCCUCGUAGGUGGGGAACCACACUACGAUUUCUGGACCCUCGUGUCCAAUGGCAUAGGCUGCAACCCGCGAAGCGACUCUUCAUGUCCCUAUAGGACCAACUCUGAUGGGUGGACGGAUGGCUUGAUCUACUACGACGGAAACUACGCGUCCAACGGAAACUACGAGUUCUACCUCACAAAACACUUCUGGACCUUCAAGCACUUCGGCAACUUCGUCAAGCCCAACUCGCCCGUCUACCCCAUCUCCGGCGCCGACUCCUCCGUCUCCAGCCGCACCCUCGUUGUCGGCACACCCUCCGGCAACGCCUACAACGUCAUCGCCAUGAACCCUUCCUCGUCUGACGUCCAGUUCGAGCUCGACUUCCCCCAGAGCGUGACGCCGACGAAGGCGUACAGGACGACGGCGUCGGAGGACUUUGCGGAGCUGGCGGGGACGGAUGUGGUGAAGGCGAGUGGGAGUGGGUGGCAGCUUACUGUGACGGGGAUGAGCCAGAUGACGUUUGUAUUCAGCAAAUGAAUCUAGUGUACGAGAGGAUAGUCAUAGUGGUUUAUGGAACGGGUGUAUCAAUAUGAUAGUGAAAGUGUACUCAGUCAAAAUCGAGCGCCCUUUCAAGCCGCCUUCCUUCUUUCAUCCUUAUUUCUCGAACCUGUGCACGGAAAUUAUACAGUAUGUCCCCGU